AUGCGACUCUUCAGCCUCAUCUGGCUGUCAAUCGUCACAUUGGCGGCCCAAAGCCAGGCUCAGGAGGUCAACAAAACCUUCAACAACCCGAUCCUCCCGGGUUGGAACUCUGAUCCUAGUUGCACCUUUGUCAAGGAAUGGGAUAACACGUUCUUCUGUACUGUCUCCUCUUUUCUGGCUUUCCCGGGUGUUCCAGUCUAUGCCAGCAAGGACUUGGUCAAUUGGAGACUUGCCAGCAAUGCUUUGACGCGACCGGAGCAAGUGCCGGAACUCUACCGGAACUCGGGACAGAAUGAGGGUAUUUGGGCGUCCACAAUCAGGUUCCGAAACGGGACGUUCUUUCUCAUCACAUCGUACGUCUCUUGGUAUGAAGGGUGGGGUCCUAAGAUCUUACUUUUCACAACCACCGACCCAUAUGAUGAUGCCUCGUGGACCGGUCCCCUUCGUAUUGAGAAUCCGGCAAACGAUAUUGACCCAGACAUCUUCUGGGAUAACAACAAAGUAUACAUGUCGGUGGCUGCUGGCAUUUAUAUCAGCGAAGUCGAUCUUUCGACGGGCGCGGCAAAGGAGCCUAUCAAAGUCUGGAACGGUACCGGUGAUCGCAACCCCGAAGGACCACACUUGUAUCGCAGAGACGAUUUCUACUAUCUGUUGAUUGGAGAGGAUGGAACGGAAACCAAUCACUCUGUGACGAUUGCUCGAGCAAAAGAGAUGGCCGGGCCGUACGAAGGAGCUCCGCACAACCCAAUCCUUACAGCCAAGAACACCGACUUGUAUUUUCAGACGGUGGGACAUGCUGACCUCUUCCAAGACGCCUCUGGUAAUUGGUGGGGUGUGGCAUUGGCAACUAGGUCGGGUCCCGCGUGGGAAAUCUAUCCCAUGGGCCGCGAGACUGUUCUCUUUGCCGUCAAGUGGAAAGACGGGGACUGGCCGGUGCUUGACGAAGUGCGUGGCGUAAUGAAGGGACCUUUGCCUUCGACGAACAGAGACAUCCCUAGCAAUGGUCAUUGGGUAGACGAGCCAGACGUUGUCGACUUUGCAUCGGGCUCGGAGGUUCCCAGGCACUUUAUCUUUUGGAGACCGCCAAAGACAGAUCUGUUCAAGGUCUCACCGGAGGGACAUCCCAACACGCUGCAGAUAUCUCCUUCACCCGUCAACCUUUCAGCAACACCAGACUUUAACCCAGAACAAGAUGGUCUCGGUUUCAUCGCCCGCAAGCAGAGUGCCACGCUCUUCAACUACACCAUCGACGUCUCAUUUCAGCCACAAGUUGAAAACGAGGAAGCUGGGAUUUCAGUCUUCUUAACCCAACUCCAGCAUAUAGACCUAGGCAUCGUUAGCUUGCCAGCUUGCUCCAACCAGUCGCUUGUUUCGAAGUUCCGGUUCAAGGUUGAGGCAUCAGGAAAGCCCAACAUUACCGUUCCUGAGACCGUUCUCGUGCCAGUACCCAAAGCCUGGAGGUCGGAGUCGAUAAGGCUCUCGGUAUCUGCGAUCAGCGACUCACAAUAUGUUUUCGGCGCAGCUCCAGCCUCUCGUCCAGAACAGUAUCUCGAGAUUGGAUCAGCGAGCGCGUUGAUCGUUUCUGGAGGCAGUGGCCCAUUCACUGGUAAGCCCCCUUAUGAGUUUUCUGACUUUGACGUUGUCACGAUUGACAUGACAAUCCUGUAG
This is a messenger RNA of Colletotrichum acutatum, 1668 nucleotides long. Its product is annotated as glycosyl hydrolase. Gene Ontology annotation, biological process: carbohydrate metabolic process. Bases 1 to 1668 code for a protein of 555 amino acids. Lineage: Eukaryota; Fungi; Ascomycota; Sordariomycetes; Glomerellales; Glomerellaceae. Gene Ontology annotation, molecular function: hydrolase activity, hydrolyzing O-glycosyl compounds. The transcript has a single exon. The record is from RefSeq and is a predicted model, not a curated record.